This is a messenger RNA of Phalacrocorax carbo (great cormorant), 3214 nucleotides long. The record is from RefSeq and is a predicted model, not a curated record. NCBI's taxonomy places the organism in Eukaryota, Metazoa, Chordata, Aves, Suliformes, Phalacrocoracidae.
GUGUCACCUGGGUGUCACCCCGCCACCUUCCCGUGACGUCUCCCCGUCGUGCAAAGGCUCUUGCAGCUUCGGUUGCUGCUUCCUGCCCUUUGCAGGCAGCAGAGGCGCGAGCGCAGGCAAGGCAGCACCGCUGCCCGCUCGCCCAGCCCGCCCGGCCCGUCGCCUCCGGCCAUGGAUCCCUGGGCCACUGCGUGGCCGGGCAGAGGGGACCCCAUGGAUGAGGACCGUCCCCUCUUCAGCACCUUCAAACCCAUCAGUGAAGAGAAGCACCAAGCAGGACCCGAGGCGACCCCGGUCCAGCACCGGGGAGCAGAGCAGCCCCCGGGACACCACGACACAGACGGCCGGGUCCUGCCAGGCUCCUGGGCAUCCCCAUCGGGCUGGUCCCUGUCGGAGGGGGACCCGCGGCCGGAGCUGGUGGCCCUGCGCGCCCGGACGAGGCUGUGGUUCGAGCAGACGCAAGCCAGCAGGCUGCUGGCCAAGGGCAAGCUCCCAACCUGGUUCUACGGCUUCAUCAGCCGGAGGGAGACGGAGCAACUGCUGCAGGAUCAGCCCCUGGGCUGCUUCCUGGUCCGCUUCAGCGAGAGCACCGUCGGCUUCGUCCUCUCCUACAGGGGCAUGGAUCGCUGCCGGCACUUCGUCCUGGACCAGCUGCCAGACGGGCGGUACGUGAUCCUGGGGGAGCAGAGCGCCCACGCCGAGCUGGCCGACCUGCUGCGCCACUACACCACCGCCCCCAUCACGCCGUACCUCGAGUUCCUGACGGUGCCGCACGGAGGGGCAGACGAGCCCCACAGAGGGCUGCGGACCCCAGCCAGCAGCGACGCUGCCCGUUCCCCAUCGAGCAAAGCACCAGCAAACCUGCUGGUGUACAGCACCGUGUGCAAGGGGCCCCCGGGAGCCAGGCAGGGAGCCGCGGCCCCCCCGGGGCUGGCACAGCCCAGCACCAAGGGAGGCUCAUCCAGGGAGGCUCCCACCGCCCGCCCGCCGCUCCCGGCCAAGGCCAGCUCCGUGGCCGCGGCUGAGGGGCUGCACAGCCCCACCGGCAGCGGAGCAGUUCCCGAAGGUCCCUACUCUCAGGUGCACAAAGAAGGCGUCCCCCCCGCGCCGUCCACGCCGGCCGACGCCAAGUACCAGCAGCUCAUGUGCUUCCACACCUACGCUGAGCCCCACGAGGGCACGGCCCCCGACCCCUCUGCCGCCUACGAGCUGGAAGAGCCCAUCCCCUUCUACGCCGUGGGCCGGGGCUCGAGCCCCGGCGCCCUCCCUAAGGAGAACAUCUACUCCGAGGUGGAGCUGGCCAGGCAGGACCCGCCCGCUCUGCUCCCCAGGGGGGCCCAAGGCAACUCCUCCACGCUGCCCCCCAAAUCCCGCGCUCACCGCUGGCUCGUCCGCAGCGUGUCCAGCCAGGCCUCCAAGAGGCGGCAGCUCCCGGCAGCUCCCACCGCGGGCAGGAAGGAGCGAGGAGCCCCCAGCCCGGCCCCGGAGAUUCGCCAGGGCACAGCGACGAACCCUCCGCUGGAGUUCGAAGAGCCCGUGUACAGCCGGAGGGCGAGCGCCGCGAAGCGAGCCGCAGGGCAGGAGGGCCCCGAGAACAUUUACGAGCAGCUUUCCAGAGACCGUCCCUGAGCCACUCGCACGGGGAGGUCUAAGACAAGACCCAGCUCCCGGCUCACGACCCCCAGGCAGGAGGAAGAUCUUGGCUUCCUUCACCACCCAGGAAAGCCCUCGGACCCAGGAGGAGAGGUCCGAGGCUGCACUUGGCCUCUCCGCAGGCAACCAGCGCCCCGGCUCUACCAGUCCACAUUCCCAUGCCCUUCCCGACACGGCGGCCUGUUUCCCAAGCCCUGCGAGACAGUUAAGUGAACACAACAGAUUUAAUUUAUCUUUGAACGCAUUGAGAAAGAGAUUUCUAUUAAUAGAAUGAGGGCGGAAAAGGCUAUUACAGUAAAACCAGAGCCGGGUUUCGGGCGCAGCUGCUGCAUCCCAAGUCGGAUAUUAAAUUGGCCGCAUGCCGGAGCGCUGCCGCAGCCAAACAUCACGAGCCCGGCGCUGACAUCUCCAAGCCCUGCCUUUUUCCUCAGCCGCAAAACAUGGGAUAGCAACCAAAAUUCGGCCGCUGGGUGGGUGACACCAACCUGGUGGCGCCCAGCGCCGCGCAAAACCCCACCCUCACAUUGUUUUGUCUGAAACGACACGGAGGCGACGCCGUUCUCGCAGCAGACGGAGCGGGAAGGGGACAAGGACAAGCUCAGAUGCGUCCGAGCUUCAAGUCAAGGAGGGAAAAGGAGGGCUGCAGGGUUUUCUUUUCCCUCUCAUCACAAAACAAAUCACUCUUGCUUUUCACAAGCUUACGUUGGGCUGCUCUUAAACGGCUAAAAGCAAAGCGCGGGUCAGCCACGAUUCCCCUCCUCGUAAUUCCCCUCUAGCGCUAAAAAUAAGCCAUUACACACUGAAACGGAAAAAGGGAAUCCGUGAGCUCCCGCCUCUCGGCUCGCUCCAAGACUCCGCGUUCCCGCCAAGGCCGCUGAGGGAGAGCUCGGGAGCACAGGGACUUCCCAGUGCCGGAGCCGCCUGCCCCGCAGCGGCCGCUCUGCCCCCGGCGCCGCGGCGAAGCCCUCGAGCGCCGCCGGGAGCGGCCUCGCCGCGCUCCCAGGGCCAAGGCCAGGCUUUGCCAAGGGACGAAUCCGCGGCGGCGAGCGCAACCCGCUGCGAAGCCCCUCGGCCAAGCGUUUCGUCACCGGCUGCGCGACGGCAUCCGCUCCGCAGAUAAAAACCGCCCUGCCGAUAAAGCGAGGCAGCCGCCCCCGAAACGCGGGCUGCCACGGAGGCGCGAAGGAAAAAACCAGCGCCUCCAGCAAGGAGCUGAGCACCUCGCGGUGGAAACAGGUGUGGUUCGGUUCAUUUAAAAGUUUAUUCCUUUUAUCAAAUCUCUUUUCAGAGGAUUUCACUGUACAUAUAAGAUAUGAAUAAAUUACUCAACAGUAACUUUAUUCUGGUCAUUCAAAUACUCAAAACGGGCUCCGCGAAGUACUAAAACAUCCAGGGAACUAAACUAGAAAUCGGAUUAUUUUAAAAUAUUCUAAGAAAAGACUUCAUUUGUGGGGGUUGGUUUGCUUGUUUUUAACAGGUAACACGGGAGAAAAACCACCUCUUGGGGGUUUUUCUAAAUGGAGUAACAAAUAUUAGCCGUUUCAGCCGCUUUUACAACAGA